AUGGCUGAAUUUUCUGAUUUGUCAAGAACAGAACCUUCUUCAUGUGAAAACUCAGGCAAUGCCAAUGUUGGCGAAGAUGCUAUGAAAUCAAUUACAGAUGAAAUUAUAAAUAUUUUACAACUAGGUAGAAAUGAUAAUCAAGAUCAAAUUGUUAAAGAUUUAUUGGAAAAUGGUCGACAAUCAUUAGUCAACUAUCAAGAUGGUAGUAAAGCCAAAACCUAUAGAGAUGUAAUGAAGGGCGAUGAUGACAAAUUGAUUAUCUUGUUAAAAAAAUAUUUUCAACAGAAAUGGGAAACACAAUAUGGCACUUCAAAUCAAUGGUUUAUCUCGUUUCUUAAACAGUAUGAUAAUGGAGAAAAUCAUGAUAUAUAUCAGCGUGUUUUAACUCGUACUGCUGAAUAUGGAAAUAAAUACAUGAAAGAUUGUCCAAUAUUAUCCAUUGUAUUACAACUUUUUUUCCAAAUGAUUGAUGACAAAAGCUUGAAAACAACCACUACUUUCGAUGAACUAUGGUUUACAAUAACCAAUGAUGGUUUAAAAUCAAUUACAGAAUAUUCUAAGUAUAUUGUUAAAGGUGCUACGAAUGAACUAUUAAAUAAAAGGCAGCCAAUACUAUUUCAGGCGUUACGCGAAUAUUAUCGUGAAAAAGUAUUUUCAUUACUGAAAGCAAGCGAUAUUGCGUACGAAGAAAAGUUGUAUAAUGUGGUACUAGAUAAUAUUGCUGAACAUGGUUGGUCCACUGAUGUGAAACCAAUCGCAGACAAUAUAGCACGGAAAUCGUAUAGAAUAUUAUUGAAAAACCUCCAUUCUAAUCGCCAGAAUCAAAAGGCGUUAAAAUACGAAAAACGGCACCGCCAAUGUAAUAUUCCAACACCAGUUAAUAAAUCACCAAGAACACCACCCAAAAACCCUGCGAUAUCUAGGGGAAAUCCAGAUGAAGCCAAGCAAAGAUCAAUAACCCCGGAAGGAAAGAUUAAACCUGGUCAAAAAUCUGUAAAUGAUACCCAACGAAUACCCAUACCGGUCAUUGAUAGCGUACCAAAGGAUGAUUGCAACAAAAAUGAAAUGAAUAUCAUUUUAAGUUGUAAACAAGAAAAUCUAUUUCAGUUAGAAGAUUUAGCACAAGCUGGUGAAUUACAAUAUGUCAAUCAAACGUUAAAAGAUAUAUCAGAAAAGUUGGUUAAUGACUUUCAACACAAACAUAGGUCGUUUUCCGAAUUUAUUCAGAAUUGUUUAACACCUAUAAUGUAUUUAUUAAAACGUCUGCAGAAUUUAGAUGAUUUUAUGAAUACACUUAUAAUUGAAUAUCAACCAAUACAACAAGAACUAAUUCAUCAGUCAACGAAAACAACACAUAUGAGUUUACGAAUGCUGUUACAUGUCUUAUUCAUGAAUUCCGAUAUAUUCAUAAGACGAACUGUUAUGUCAUUAGCAAGUAAACGAAAUCCAGUACCAUUUAUUUCACCAAAUAUUCAAAAUUCCAAUAAAAAUGAACAAUAUGAAUUUAUGCCUGCUAUUAUCCAUGUAUGGAAUCAUACAAGACCAACAAUAUUAUCGUUUGGCAUUGGUCCAUGUAAAGGUAAAUCAACAUUAUUAAAUCAAUUAUUUCAAUCCACAUUUGAGCAAAAUGUUGAAAGUAUUUAUUUUCUACAAACAAUCGAUAUUGAUUUUGGUUAUUCUUUUAAUCCUGAACGAAUAUUAAAUAUUGCUGAUACACAUGGCAUGAUUGAUAAAACGCUUUUACGUAAAAUUGAGCCAUUAUUUGAUGGAUUUUUAAUUCAGAUGGAUAAAAAAUAUUUCGAUGAAGAACAAAAGGCUGUAUUUGACUAUAUGGAAAUAUUGUCUAAAGAAAAAUUUCAAAUGAUCAUCUUUCGUGAUUCACCGCAUCAAAAUCAACAAGAAAAAAUCGAAAAUUUAGCCCCACAGUCUGAAUCGAAGUUAUCGGCAAAACUACAUGUGUGCUCAUUACUAAAUAUUUCCAAUACAAAUGAUCGAAAUGUUAAAUGUGCUGUUGAAUAUUUACGUAAAAAUCUUGUAACAUACAUAAAAGAAGAAAUAAAAACGAUCAUUAAUAAAGAUGUAGUGGUAGUGAAUUUACAAAAAUUGCUGGAAAAAGAUUAUGUUGAAUAUUUAAAAAAAAUGAAUGAAAUAAUUCAGCCGUUGAAAAAGCGCUUGUUAGAAAAAAGUGAACAUCAAAGAGAACAAAAUUUUCCGUUAUACUUGAAAUUUCGAGAAUUAUGUAAAUUACGACAAAAAUUGAAAAAGAUUGACUUCUAUAGUCCAGAAAGUGAAAAUAUGUUUGAAGUUAAUUCUCAAUUAUUUAAAUUAGAAAAUGAAUUGGAUCCUAAUACAACAACAUCAUCACCAAUGAAAUGUGGUUAUGUUUUUGAUUCAUUUAUUGAAAUAUUAAAAUCAGAAAAUUCGUUGAUGAGUUUGGAUUUAUUAGCAUCAGAAUUGAAACGCGAAUUAACAAAUUUAGGUGGAGAUAAAUUAGCUGGUGAUUUAUCGAUUGAAAAUUCUUUUUUGUCAUUGGAAGUACUUUGGCGUAAUUCAGUGGUUUGUUAUCAUCAUACAACAAUUGAUACACAAAAUUUAAUAAGAAAAUCUUAUUAUGAUUUUAUUGCAGCUGGUUUUCCAUUUGAAAUAAUUGAUGGCGAUAAUUUUUAUUUUCAACAACAAUUUUUAACAGAGAUUUUGAAUGAAUUUCAUUCUCGACGAAUAUUAGUUAUUAGUAUUAUUGGUCCACAAAACAGUGGUAAAAGUACAUUGUUAAACUACAUGUUUGGAACAUUGUUUGGUGUUAGAGAAGGACGUUGCACACGAGGAAUUUAUGGUUCAUUAGUCAAAAUAAAUAAAUUGAAUCAAAUGAUUCAGAAUAUUUUUAAAAAAAAUUUACUUGAUGAAACCGCAAACAUUGAUUAUAUUAUGUUAAUCGAUACUGAAGGUUUAUUAUCAAUUGAAAAGGGUGAUAAAGAAUACGAUCGACGUUUAAUUUUAUUUUGUUUAGCAAUAUCACAUUUAGUCAUCGUCAAUAUGAUGGGUGAUAUUAAUGAAACAUUAAAAGAUAUGUUAACAUUAUGUGCAGACUCAUUAAAACAAAUUGGUGUUAAUACUACAAAUCAACCUAUCGUUCAUUUCGUCUUGAAUCAAAAAGCUGAUCCAAAUAUAGAAAAUCAUAUGGAAGCUAUUAAAAAAAUAAUCGGAGAUUUAAAAGAAAACAAAUUAGCUGAAGUUAUUGAUAUUAGUUUAAGGACGUUUCAUACGUUGC
Didymodactylos carnosus is the source of this 3268-nucleotide messenger RNA. NCBI's taxonomy places the organism in Eukaryota, Metazoa, Rotifera, Eurotatoria, Philodinida, Philodinidae. The record is from the annotation of a GenBank genome assembly.